This is a messenger RNA of Eremothecium sinecaudum, 822 nucleotides long. It is a transcript of the gene GFD1, whose product is annotated as Gfd1p. The coding region runs from base 1 to 822 and encodes 273 amino acids. The record is from RefSeq and is a predicted model, not a curated record. NCBI's taxonomy places the organism in Eukaryota, Fungi, Ascomycota, Saccharomycetes, Saccharomycetales, Saccharomycetaceae. The transcript has a single exon.
AUGCCGUUAGACUCUAAAUGGGCGACAGCUUCAAUAGAGCUAGAAACUGUUAAAAUCCCUGACAGGAAAGAUCGUUCUUCGCCAAAGAAAACCGUUGUGGAAAAUGGCACUAACACGUCUAAAUGGGCCCAUGUAGAAAAGCAGGAUAACAGAAAACAUAAACAAACAAAGCUUAAACGAUUCCGAGGAAAGUCUCAAUCCUUAACUGAAUAUAGUAGUAAUCCUUCAAGUGAGAAUGAACUAACAAACUCUAGACCCUCAACCGGCGAUAGCAAUUAUAGUUCCAAGAAUCAGAUAUUUGAUACUCAUACUGUUGAAGGACAUAGUUUAAAAGAGGAUUCACAUGAGCGGUUUACGCAUCAACCGAAUGAAUUAGCUUUUAGGUUAGGUUUAGUGCAACCGAAGUCUCUAGAAAAGGGUUCUGUUAGUAGGACCCACAAACGAGAGCAACUAAGUCAGUCCGAAAAGGCGCUACGUGGGGGUGAUAGCCGUAAGGAAAAAGUUAAAGAGCUGGCUCUAAACUCAAACCCUCUUGCUGUUAGAUUGGGAAUAGGGUUACCGAAUCCUGUAACGGAAAGAGGGGUUAAAUCAAAUUCAGUCAGCAACAAGAGAACAAAGGACAAAAAUAAUGGUACAAAGGACCCUCAACUAAGAAAACAUUUACUCGAAAGGAACAUCGAAGAAAAAAAGAACGUUCUCCUAAAAAAUAUACAUAAGGAAAAGCAGAAGCAGAUAUUAACGGAUUUCCUAAAUGAUGAUUUCUCUCUUGAAUGGGAUGAAAGUGAGUUAGUAGCUCAAUUACAGGAAUUACAAACUAGUUAG